Molecule: messenger RNA, 2011 nt
Organism: Spinacia oleracea (spinach)
Lineage: Eukaryota; Viridiplantae; Streptophyta; Magnoliopsida; Caryophyllales; Amaranthaceae
Product: abscisic acid 8'-hydroxylase CYP707A2
Exons: 7
Coding region: 98-1510 (470 amino acids)
Biological process (GO): sterol metabolic process; abscisic acid metabolic process
Molecular function (GO): oxidoreductase activity, acting on paired donors, with incorporation or reduction of molecular oxygen, NAD(P)H as one donor, and incorporation of one atom of oxygen; heme binding; iron ion binding
Source: RefSeq, a predicted model, not a curated record
GCCAAAACUAUUUUUUUUGUCUCUACAUUUUCUAGUUAGUAACAUACUACUACUAUUAUUAUUAUUAUUAUUAUUAUUAUUUGUAUCAAAAAUAAAAAUGAUGAUCAUAUUGGUAGCAUUGAUAACCCUUGGUGCAAUUUUGAUCAUAAAUCAUGCCCUGAAAUCCCCUGUUUUCGGGUUUUCCGGUAGCCGGUUUCCGAAACUGUCUCUCCCUCCUGGUACCUUAGGUUGGCCUUACAUAGGCGAAACUUUCCAACUCUACUCACAAAACCCAAACGUCUUCUUCGCCAACAAAGUGAAAAAGUACGGUUCCGUGUUUAAAACAUACAUAUUGGGUUGCCCAUGUGUGAUGAUUUCAAGCCCAGAAGCAGCUAAAUUUGUACUAUCAACAAGAUCAAAUUUGUUUAAACCAACAUUUCCUGCUAGUAAAGAAAGGAUGUUAGGCAAACAAGCCAUCUUCUUUAACCAAGGUGAUUACCAUGCUAAGCUUAGGAAGCUUGUUCUUCAAGCCUUCAUGCCCGCCUCUAUCCGUACCUUCGUCUCCGAUAUCGAUUCCGUCGCUAUUCAAACCCUUAAAUCCCUUGAAGGAUCCUUCGUCAACACCUUCCAAGAAAUGAAAACAUAUACAUUCAAUGUGGCACUGUUGUCGAUAUUUGGGAAGGACGAGGUGAAUUACAGAGAAGAAAUGAAGCGGUGUUACUACGUGCUAGAGAAAGGGUAUAACUCAAUGCCAAUGAAUUUACCAGGAACACUUUUCAAUAAAUCAAUGAAAGCAAGAAAAGAGUUGGCCCAGAUCGUGGCCCAAAUAAUAUCAAGUAGAAGAGAAAUGAAUAAGGACCACAAAGAUUUGCUAUCUUCCUUCAUGGGUGACAAAGAAAGCCUCACAGACGAACAAAUUACUGACAACGUCAUUGGUGUCAUUUUUGCUGCUAGAGAUACUACCGCUAGUGUCCUCACUUGGAUCCUUAAGUACCUUGCUGAGAACCCCUCUGUCCUCCAAGCCGUCACCGAAGAACAAGAAGCAAUAAUUAAAGAUAAAAAACAAAGUGGAGAAGAAAAUGUAAUUUGUUGGGAAGAUACAAAGAAGAUGCCUUUAACAACAAGGGUUAUACAAGAAACAUUAAGGGUUGCCUCUAUUUUAUCCUUUACUUUCAGAGAAGCUGUUGAAGAUGUUGAGUAUGAAGGGUACCUAAUUCCUAAAGGAUGGAAAGUACUCCCAUUAUUCAGGAAUAUUCACCAUAAUCCUGUAAAUUUCCCUGAGCCUGAGAAGUUUGACCCCUCUAGAUUUGAGGUGGCACCAAAACCCAAUACAUUCUUGCCAUUUGGCAGUGGGAUCCACUCAUGUCCUGGCAAUGAACUGGCAAAGCUAGAGAUUCUUGUUAUGUUACAUCACAUAACCACAAAGUACAGAUGGUCUAUCAUUGGCCCACAAAACGAAAUACAGUAUGCCCCAUUUGCACUUCCCCAGAAUGGUCUACCUAUUAAAUUAUCCCUCAAAAGUCAAGAUUAGUUUACAACAUUCAAGAGUAUGGCCAAAAUAGAGGAUAUUAAGACUUAUUCACAUCCCAAACCUUCUUUGACGUCUGAAAACAAAAAAAAUUAUCGGCUGAAAAAGAAUGACAAAUUAUGAGUUAUUUGAUCUACAUUUUGAAGGAAAAUGAGGGGUUUAUGAUAGUAACAUAUAUACAUUCAAGGAAAUUAAUAAUUUUAGGAAUAAGAAAGGAGGAGCGCCACAGUAAUUGUACAAAAGAUUCUCCUAGUAGCAACAAAUUUUGAAAGGAACUUUCAUCUUGUUAUAGUAGUUAAAAAUAUCAGUAGUCAUUUUUUAUUUUCGAUUAUUUUUAGACCUCAAUUCUUUUUCCAAUGGUAGGAAAAGACAGCCAAAAAGAUCUUUCAAGGAAUGAUUCUUGUAAAAUUGUAAAUUUAGAUUAGAUUAUGUUGGUGAGAAUGGUAUGAUUUUUACAAGAUGCCUCAAGGCAAAUGAAUGAGAAAUUCUAUUUUACAAUUAAAA